Nothobranchius furzeri (turquoise killifish) is the source of this 3228-nucleotide messenger RNA. RefSeq names its product HBS1-like translational GTPase (gene hbs1l). NCBI's taxonomy places the organism in Eukaryota, Metazoa, Chordata, Actinopteri, Cyprinodontiformes, Nothobranchiidae. Gene Ontology annotation, biological process: translation. Gene Ontology annotation, molecular function: GTPase activity; GTP binding. The record is from RefSeq and is a predicted model, not a curated record.
GGAAGUGACGUCAGCGGAAAAAUCUUGAAGUUAUCUUUUUUUAACUUUAAUACGCAUUUUGAAAAUUUGUAUGAUCCGUUGUGAAAAUAUAAACGUUAGAAAACAUUUUACAUUUAGCUUAGUUGUUUUCGGUGCUGCUAAAUAAAUCGUAAUUCGUACACUCGUUGUUGAAAACUACACAGGAGCAAACUCAAUGGCAGCCGCGGUGGUAAACACAUGUAUGUGAGCUGAAUAACAUCUACACCGGGACCAACAGAGGACAGAAAGACGAAAUGUCUCGCCACAGAAAUGUUCGAGGUUACAACUACGAUGAAGAUUUUGAAGAUGAUGACAUGUAUGGACAAUCUGUGGAUGAUGACUACUGUAUAUCACCAGCAACAGCUAAUCAGUUCAUUUACUCACGUCGAGAGCGACAAGCCCCCAAAGAGGAGCCUUUAGAGGAGGAAGAGUAUGAAGUGGAAGAUGUUCACAUGUCCCCAACAGCCGACCACAACCUUGACCCUCUUAAUCAAGCUAAGCUGUAUUCCUGCCUGGACCACAUGCGGACCGUGCUCGGAGACGCAAUGCCAGACUCGGUGCUGACCCAGGCUGCAGUCAGACAUGGGUUUGACCCGCAGAGGGCAUUGGAUGCAGUCCUGUCUGAAGACACCAAAACGGCCCCGGUUACCAGAAGUGCAAAUGAAGAGAUGACAUCAGUCAGUAGAGUUUGUCAAGAGACGACGCCUCUUCCACAAAGAACCAAGCAGGAGAUUGUGGCUGAGAAAGCCAAAAGCAGAGAUUUGUUGCACAACAAACUGGAAUCUGAAGUGGUACCCAAAGUGGCCCGCAUGACCGUUUCUGGGAAGAAGCAGACCAUGGGAUUCGAUGUUCCGAGCACAGGGGAGAACGGGCUUGUGGUUACGUCGGUGCGGCGAGGUGGCAGCCCGGAGAAUGCAGCUGUUCCUGAAGCCACCUUGAAACGACCCGAGACUCCGUCUAAAGGGUCCAAUGGGGACGAGACCCCUUCUGGUGCCACACCGGGACGCUCUACUGGGAAGUCCCGUCAGACGAUCAACAUCAAGGCAGAGCUGGAGAAGAGACAACAGGGAAAACCACUUUUAAACCUAGUAGUUAUAGGUCAUGUGGAUGCUGGUAAGAGCACAUUAAUGGGCCACCUACUUUAUCUGCUGGGCAACGUCAACAAGCGCACCAUGCACAAGUACGAGCAGGAGUCAAAAAAGGCGGGAAAAGCCUCCUUUGCCUACGCAUGGGUUCUGGAUGAAACUGGCGAGGAGAGGGACAGAGGCGUGACGAUGGAUGUGGGGAUGACUAAGUUUGAGACGAACUCCAAGGUGGUGACCCUGAUGGAUGCACCAGGUCACAAAGACUUCAUUCCCAACAUGAUCACAGGCGCUGCACAGGCUGACGUCGCCGUGCUCGUAGUGGAUGCCAGCAGAGGAGAGUUUGAGGCCGGCUUUGAAGCGGGCGGUCAGACCAGAGAGCAUGCUCUGUUGGUGCGCUCGCUGGGUGUCACUCAGCUGGCUGUGGCUGUCAACAAGAUGGACCAGGUAAACUGGCAACAAGAGCGAUUCCAAGAAAUCACCUCAAAACUUGGUCAUUUCCUCAAGCAGGCAGGAUUCAAGGAGUCUGAUGUGUUCUUCGUCCCCACCAGCGGUUUGUCAGGGGAGAACCUCGUCACCAGGAGUACUGCGUCACAGCUCACAUCCUGGUACUCUGGACCCAGCCUGCUGGAGCAGAUCGAUGCAUUCAAGGCCCCUCAGAGGUCCGUAGACAAACCCUUCAGACUGUGUGUCUCAGAUGUGUUUAAAGACCAGGGUUCAGGCUUCUGCGUUACAGGGAAGAUCGAGGCCGGCUACAUCCAAACUGGAGACAGAAUCCUGGCGAUGCCUCCCAAUGAAACCUGCACUGUUAAAGGAAUUACUCUCCAUGAUGAGGCUUUGGACUGGGCUGUAGCAGGAGACCACGUCAGUCUCACGGUCACCGGCAUGGACAUCAUCAAGAUUAAUGUUGGCUGUGUGUUCUGCAACCCCAAAGAACCGAUCCGGGCCUGCACUCGAUUCAGAGCCAGAAUCCUCCUCUUCAAUAUCGAGCUUCCGGUGACACAAGGCUUUCCAGUGCUGCUGCAUUACCAGACCGUCAGCGAGCCGGCCACCAUCAGGAAACUCAUCAGCGUUCUACACAAGAGCAGCGGUGAAGUCCUCAAGAAGAAACCAAAGUGUUUGAAUAAAGGCAUGAAUGCCAUCGUGGAGAUCCAAACCCAGAGACCCGUGUCAUUAGAACUGUACAAGGACUACAAAGAACUGGGUCGCUUCAUGCUGCGAUACGUGGGCUCCACCAUCGCUGCAGGGGUCGUCACUGAGAUCAAAGAAUGAAGGCCGACUCCACCCAUUCAGAGGAAGUCAGACUUCGCUCCGGUGCAUCUUUCCAGCAAGAGAUGCAGAACAAAUCCUCAGAGAUUCUGUAAAUGGGAGUCAAAGCAUCAUUUCUACCCACCUGGUGGUCCCUGGCUGCUUCGACACUAACGUCACAGAUGUCCUCACAGAUCAAGACAGGUUUAAAGAACAAAUCACAUCUCCCACCACCUUCUGCAACAUUAAUCAUCCAGUUUACAGCAGCGUUUUUACUUAAAGGUCUAAUUACAAACCUGAAAGAUGAAAGUAUUUUGUCACUCGGUGCUUCCUGGGAAAGGGGUUGGGGAUGUUUGCCAAAUAUAUUUUUGCAUCUUAAGUUAAAUAGAUGAAUGAAGAAGAUGUGGAGAAAGAUGUGAACGCCUGCUCUCUGCUAGGCAGUCAAAAGCUGUAAAAAAGUCAUUUAAUUAGGAGGUGAUGAAAUGCUGCUACAUUUGAGUAAAGCUGCAAAAAUGCAGUUUUAAGACUUUUUUCUAGUAUAAUUUGAAGGUUUAAGUCUUAAAUGACAUAAGUAGAAUAUAGUUUGAGUUUUAUUUUAUAAAUUUAAGUUUGCCUUUUGGUCAAACUGAUCCGAACUGAGGGGGAAAUAACAAAAUAUGUCCACCAGCAUCUGGAGCAUCUGCCUUUUAACGUGCAUCUGUUCAGCGCGGCAAGAUGGAAGCCAAAAAGAGACGGUGAUCAUUUCCUCUCAGCUGUAGGAGUGACACAACUGCAGCUGGCCUGUCAGCAGCCUGGAAAGCACCAAGAACACCAUCAACACCAGAAAUACAAAUGCAAAUCUUUGUUGGAAAAAUCAAAUAAAUAGUUUGCAAGACUUGGA